Penicillium diatomitis is the source of this 711-nucleotide messenger RNA. RefSeq names its product C-8 sterol isomerase ERG2 (gene erg2). The transcript is spliced from 2 exons. Gene Ontology annotation, biological process: ergosterol biosynthetic process. The coding region runs from base 1 to 711 and encodes 236 amino acids. NCBI's taxonomy places the organism in Eukaryota, Fungi, Ascomycota, Eurotiomycetes, Eurotiales, Aspergillaceae. Gene Ontology annotation, cellular component: endoplasmic reticulum. The record is from RefSeq and is a predicted model, not a curated record.
AUGCCCUCGAAAUCAUCCUCCAACAAAAAAGCCGCUUCAGGCUGCGGCUGCCGAUGCUUCUCGCUGCGCAAUUUGAGCCUCCUGGCCGUCUUUCUGGCCCUGUUCUCGGCCCUGUACAGCUUCCUCGAUGCGCGUCUCCAUCAAUUCUACAUCUUUGAUCCGGAGCAUCUGCACGAUCUGUCGCAACGCGCCAUCAAGGCUCAUGGCGAGGACACGCGCUCCAUUGUCGACUUUAUCGUUGCGGAGCUGCAGGACAAGGUCGGCGAGAAGUACCUGAGUACCGAGGAGGAAUGGGUUUUCAACAACGCCGGUGGCGCCAUGGGCGCCAUGUAUGUGAUUCAUGCUAGCAUCACCGAAUACCUCAUCAUCUUCGGCACCACCAUCGGCACCGAAGGCCACACCGGUCGCCACACCGCCGACGACUACUUCAACAUCCUCCAGGGCGAACAACUGGCCUACACCCCCGGCGACUUCGCUCCCGAGCGCUACCCAGCCGGUACCGUCCACCACCUGGUCCGCGGCCAAGUCAAGCAGUAUAAGAUGGACAGCUCGUGUUUCGCGCUCGAGUACGCGCGUGGCUGGAUCCCUCCCAUGUUGUUCUUUGGGUAUGCGGAUACCUUUACGAGUACGUUGGAUUUCCCGACGUUGUGGGCGACCACCCGGAUUACGGCCAGGGAGAUGGUGGGCAAUCUGUUGCAGAUGAAGUUAUAG